Cuscuta campestris is the source of this 1282-nucleotide messenger RNA. The record is from the annotation of a GenBank genome assembly. Lineage: Eukaryota; Viridiplantae; Streptophyta; Magnoliopsida; Solanales; Convolvulaceae.
UCCAUAUUUUUGUGCAGGUGGAGCCGGGGGUCUCUUGGAAACAGCCUCCCUACUUCCGAGUAGGGGCAAGGUCUGCGUACACACACCCUCCCGAGACCCUACUGUUGUGGGAUUCAACUGGGUUGUUGUUGUUGUAAUUAACACUAGAAAUUUCAUGACACCAACCCAACUUAGACACAUAGUUGGGAGUAAGUGCUCCUUUUUCCUUCAGGAAUUUCUUUGAACUUCGUCCCUUGCCUUAUGCUCCUUCAACGUCUGCUGCUGCUGCUGAAUCAGAAAAAAUAGGGCUUGUCAAUAUAACUUGGGAUUCGCAAACUUCGGCACACGACAUGGAAGAGAUGUGGAGCCAUCCAAGUGUGAGCAAAGAAUGGAGCAAGUCAGGGGAGAAGCGUGGAAAUGUCCGAUUUUCUCAUGACAAAGAGAAGAGACCUUAUCUUUCAAGGGUUGAGCUCAGGGCAGUGGCAGAAAUCAUCAUCAACAAGUACUUCAGUGCUAGAGGAAUUAAGCCGGCUGUGUUGUGUGGAAUAGCAGAGAUAGUGUGUAGGCGGUAUGUGAAUGGAGUGGGGCAACGGGUUGGGGUGAUGGGGAUAGACUACCCCACCGCAGGGUGGCUGCAAAAGGAGUUGGGGUACAAGGCCUACAGGGUGGAGUCGGUGGAGGAGCUGAGGAGGCCAUUUGAGUCACUGUACUUUGGGGCAGCCUACCUGGCAUGGCUAUCCCAUUAUGAAGGAAGGGAAAGGAGUCCCCAGUUUGUUGUUCAAGCUUAUCUCUCGGGGCCUCAGAACGCCGCAAAUGUCCCAGAGGAGGAGACAGGUCCCAAUUGGUUAAAAUUCCUGGAGGCACUGAGCCAUUAUUGUGAGGGUGAUGAUGAUUUCAAAAAGGAGUUGGGUUUUUGCACCAUUUUAUGACCCCUCAUUGGACUCUACCUCCAACUUGAAUCCUCAAAAAAAUACAGUAGUAAAUUAUACUACCUCUGGCUCGGAGUAUUUGUUCUGUUUUGAUUUUUUUCAGUGAACCGUUUUCAACAUUUGACUUAUAAUUAAGUUAUAUUAAUUAGAUCAAAUAAUAUUUUGAAAAUAUUUUAUAUAACAAAUCUAAUAAAAUAUCUUUGUAUCAAUAUCUAAUAUCAUUUUUAUUUAUUUUUGAGUCAAAAUUUACCAAUUUUGACCGAAAAAUGUUAAAAGUGGACAAGUACUCCGAGACGGAAGGUGUAAAAAAUUACCGCUGACCAUGUUUUUUUUUCAAAUAACAAAUUACGGAGUAAAAAAGAUUUACUGUAUAU